Poecilia reticulata (guppy) is the source of this 6524-nucleotide messenger RNA. RefSeq names its product dopamine receptor D1b (gene drd1b). Gene Ontology annotation, molecular function: G protein-coupled receptor activity; dopamine neurotransmitter receptor activity, coupled via Gs. Gene Ontology annotation, cellular component: plasma membrane. The record is from RefSeq and is a predicted model, not a curated record. NCBI's taxonomy places the organism in Eukaryota, Metazoa, Chordata, Actinopteri, Cyprinodontiformes, Poeciliidae. Gene Ontology annotation, biological process: G protein-coupled dopamine receptor signaling pathway; adenylate cyclase-activating adrenergic receptor signaling pathway; positive regulation of MAPK cascade.
AGAAUCUUCAGUCAAGCCUUGCUUUGGAAGUGUGCCACCCCCAAAUGAAAUUGUAUUUACGCCUCAAAUCCUUUGGCCAUUCGUGAAUUUACACUCUUGAUCUCUCUGGGUCUAUUUGCUGUCAUGACUCAACUAACUCAGAGUUACUGUUGCUCUGUUUACUUGGGUAACAAUAAUGGAUUAUUGCUUGAGAUGUCAAACAUCACCUCCUACCAUAUUGCAUCCAGUAGAUGGCCUCGUUGGGCCUGCUGUGCCUGCUGGCCACAAGUUCAGCGCAGGACAUAUGGGGAAUACAUUUUUAGUACGACUUUUGAUUUAACACUUUUGUGGUAUUUGCAUUAUAUAAAGUAAAUAACUAAGAAAGUUUUUACAAUUUUGCUUCCUUCAUAAAAUAUGACAAAUAUAGUGAAACACAUGGGUUUCCAACAUUGGAGAAAAAAUUAACUCGAGAAAAAAAACUUCAACCAGCUGGUCACGUUUCACAGCUUCAAUUAUUCGGAGUGCAAGCGUUACGGGGUUUAGAUUCGAGUUGCGUGGCUUUACCCUUACAAUCUCCUUGGAUGGAGAAGUUGUGGCAGGGGACGUGGACCACAGCAGCAGGCAGCAGCAGCUGAGCGGAGAGAGAGGAGAGCGCGCAUGAAUAACGCUCGUGGAGAGAUCAGAGUCAUUUCCGUCACUCUCCGCCGGCCGCAGUCACGUCGCGGUGCUGCAGUCCCGCUGAAUGUCGCACAAACAAGGAUGCAUCCCGGCGAAACAAAAUGGAAAGCCAGUAAGGACCGAAAAAAACACCUGAGGACCGUGGCGUCUUGGAGAGCUUUCCACAGAGCAGAGCGCAGACAGGAUUUUUGCAUGAAAACCUCUUCUGACUGGGAGUCUGGAUGCAAACAACAGCUGGGAAAUUCCUCCCCCUCUACACACUAGAAUGUCGACCGUCUGCGCUUCUGCUGCUUUUACUGCUGCUGCGGGAAUCAGUGGACCGGGGAUUUUUGCAAAGGAAAUUUCCGAAGAGAAAAGUUUAAAAAAUUUAUAGCUGCACUUGCACAAAAAUGUUUUUUGUGACGAGCAGCCAGUGGAUGACCCAGUCCAAGAGAGAGCUGGUACCCAGACAGUUUGUAUCUCCACCAUCUGCGUAAAAAACACUGCUGCAGGUUGGGGAUGUGAUGGGGUGAUUGCUAACAUCCCCAUUCGCCCACCCUCCCUCUCACUGCACUAGCGCUGCGAUUACAAACAAUGGAUCAGAAUUUCUCAACAGUACGAGACGGCAAGCAGCUCACGCCAGAGAGGGACUCGUCCAAGCGAGUCUUGACAGGAUGCUUUCUCUCCCUGCUUAUCUUCACCACACUGCUUGGCAACACCCUGGUGUGUGCAGCUGUCACCAAGUUCCGACACCUGAGGUCGAAGGUCACCAACUUCUUUGUAAUYUCGCUGGCCAUCUCGGACCUUCUGGUGGCCAUCUUGGUGAUGCCAUGGAAGGCAGCCACAGAGAUCAUGGGGUUUUGGCCAUUUGGGGCAUUCUGCAAUGUGUGGGUAGCAUUUGACAUCAUGUGUUCCACUGCCUCUAUCUUGAACCUGUGUGUUAUUAGUGUUGAUCGUUACUGGGCCAUCUCCAGCCCGUUCCGCUAUGAACGCAAAAUGACCCCGAAAGUGGCGUGCCUGAUGAUCAGUGUAGCAUGGACCCUCUCUGUACUCAUCUCCUUCAUUCCUGUUCAGCUAGACUGGCACAAAGCUGAGGAGACCACCAGCUAUGCAGAGCUAAAUGGAACAUACCCCAGUGAACUGCCCCCUGAUAACUGUGAUUCUAGCCUUAAUAGGACGUACGCCAUCUCAUCCUCCCUCAUCAGUUUCUAUAUCCCUGUAGCAAUCAUGCUUGUCACCUACACCCGGAUCUACCGCAUUGCCCAGAAACAAAUACGGAGAAUAUCUGCCCUGGAACGUGCAGCAGAGAAUGCCAAAAACCGACAUAGCAGUAUGGGGAACAGCUCAAACAUAGAGAGCGAGAGCUCAUUCAAAAUGUCGUUCAAACGAGAAACCAAAGUCCUAAAGACGCUCUCGGUCAUCAUGGGUGUGUUUGUGUGCUGCUGGUUGCCCUUUUUCAUCCUGAACUGCAUGGUUCCCUUCUGCGAACCAAACCUGCCAGAUGGGUCAGCAGACUUCUUCUGUAUCAGCUCUACCACUUUCGAUGUGUUUGUGUGGUUUGGCUGGGCAAACUCCUCUCUCAACCCCAUCAUCUAUGCCUUCAAUGCAGAUUUCCGCAAGGCCUUCUCCAUACUCCUGGGUUGCCACCGGUUGUGCCCGGGGAGCAACACCAUCGAGAUCGUCAGCAUUAACAACAACAUGGCAGCCCCCGCGCCCAACCCUAACUCUCAGUAUCAGCCCAAGAGCCACAUCCCAAAGGAAGGGAACAACUCUGCAAGCUAUGUGAUUCCUCACAGCAUCCAGUGUCAGGAGGACGAGUURCAGAGGAAAGAUGGAUGUGGAGGCGAGAUUGAGGCAGGAAUAGUAAACAACGCCUUGGAGAAACCCUCCCCGGCCAUUUCUGGGAAUUUAGACAGUGAUACMGAGGUAACCCUGGAAAAGAUCAAUCCCAUCACACAGAACGGGCAACACAAAGCUGUGUCAUGUUGAGGAUACCUUUGCARAGAUGGAUCAAAACUCAUGGAGGACCAUAAAACAAACAUCCGGGACAAGGAUCUCCAAGAAUAUGCCUGAUAGAAAAAAAAAAUGUGACAGGACUCUGGACUGUCAAUAAAAACCCACAUAGAAAAACCUACAGAAUGUCAAAAAGUAAAGGCACUUUAUCCGGGAUAUAACUAUCUGCAAAAUACUUUCAGCAUUUGAGGAKGAAAUCCUUUUAUUUGAUGAUAAAUGUUGAUAACAUGUAUAUUAAAGCAGAAAAACAGUGCACAUGCAUACAUCUUUGAAAUAUCUCCUUGGAUGUAUACAUCUGCUCACGUGUACUGUACAGCUCAGCAUUGACACUACUCUGGAAGGACUUAAACACAUUAUAUUCAGCAGAGGAAAAUGUAGUAUUAGAGAAAUAUCAUGUAGGUAGGUGCUUUGUAGGUGUUACAUGAAAGAAAGAGCAAUGUGGAUUAAACAGGUGCAGUAAAAUUAGUUGCUUGUUACUUUUUUGCUCAACUCUUCAGUAUCUUAGCAAUGGCAGUUUUAUUGCAAAAUGUACAUCUGUAUUGCAGUGGUUAUUUAUUUAACUAUUUAAAUUUCUGUACAUGCCAAAGUAACUUUUCUAUAAGUCAAGCCUAAAAAGCUCUAUUUGAAUCCAAUUUUGGGUUUAAGGUUAUGAUGUAAAAUGUCCAGAUGAUGUGCAGUCAGAGAAAGAGAGACAAGGAAGUUUUSAAAAUACUGAAAUGUUUUAUUUUUCAUCUCCUGUAUCCUUUUUCUGGACAAAUUGUCUUUCCUAAAACCAUCCUGCCUUUCUUUUCUACAUCCUCCUCCUCUUGUUUGCUUUAUUUCCUCCCCUGCUGCUUAUUAAGCAGUCAUUUAUUCUUUUCUCAUCUUCAUUUUCCUGUUCUWGUUUGCUCAGUCUGACAAUCCCAUUCUCCUUCACGAUGCCCCUUUUUCUCAUUUUGUCAACAGUCUUCUUUUUUUGCACCUGCGCAUCAACUCUUUCAAUGUUUGUGUUCUUGUCUGCACUCUCCUCAGAGUCUCCUUUGGCAAUCAUCCAUUUUAACUACUGCUUCUGCCCACUUUGAGUGGUACUGAUGGUUUUUCACUUGGCAAAUACAUCUGGUUCACAUAAAGAAAAUUUAAUGAAAUUAAAUACUCAUUGCACUCAUACAGAGAAGCCAGGGAUACAAGUUCACUAAGCUGAAACACAUGACACUUAGUGACCUUUUGCAAACUUGCAGAUAUCAGAUUUGUAAAUUGCUCACGCUGGGAGCCAUACUGUGCUGUAGUGGUGAUGUGGAGCAUGCAGUGUGACAGAGUCGUUUAGUUUUGCAGAGGUGAAGUCACAGACGGUGCACCGUGAUGUGGAUUUGCCCUGAGCUGUCGGACAUGUUUUGUGUCUUUGCACAGCUGCACUUAGAAAACACUCCCAAAUUAGGACUAAUUAGGAAUAAAUAUUUCACAGGAGCAAAACAUUAAGUUCUUAUUAUAGAAUAAUAUUCCAGAUGCUGCUGAUAAGAAUGCAGCUGCCCUAGGAAGAAGUUGUAUUUUCAUUUAUUUUCCAUAAUUGUGAUCAGAUGUAGUUCUUCCUGAACAACCAGAUCUUAACUAAYCUGAUUUGUAAACAAAAAUGUUCUGACAAUAGGCCAUCACAGGUCACAUGAAAUUUACAGAUGGGGAGCUGAAAUGACCAACAGAGUUUUGGUUUCAAUCUGAAUUUCACUSUAAUGGUCAAAAACCUGAGCCACACUUCUCUGGAUAUAUCUUUACGAAACAGGUAUUUUUUCCUGCCAUUUCAUCAAACUUCGAAAUGUGAUGCAAUCUURAGCAGGGUUUAGGGUUGUACUAAAUAUUUUCAAAAGCAGUGGUAUUUCUUGUUUUUUCUAGAUUACAAGUUUCCCUUAGAGCAAAACUUGUUUAACAUGUUCUUGUUUUUAUAUUUUAGAAUUUGUUUUAUGACACAAAGAAUUGAAUGUAAGCUGACUGAGGACAAACUAAGACAGAUUUCAAAAUGUUUCCAUUGUCUGAAGAGCUUCUCACAGAUCAAAUAGUUCUUAAUUGUUGAAUGUUUUGACCAUAUAUUUUUUACCACAACAUUAAAAUUAGACUUAAACCUAAAAUGUUAAAUUAUUUAAGAAUCUCCUCUUGAAUAAAGAACUUAUUCUUUAUAUCUAGUUUGUAUUAAAUAUAUUCGGCAGUCCAGUCAAAGUUUUCUCCAGCUCUUUUUGAAGUUGCUGGGGAAGGAGCCCUCACGCUGACACUGCAUGCAGAUCAUUCACCGCAUAUUGUUUGUGCCCAUGAUGGCGUAAAACUGUUGCACAUCAGAGAAAGGAAGAACCGAUCCAAUACAAGGCAAUUGGUCUUGAAUAAAGCAUUUGAUUUUCCUGCGUUGGAAAAUCCAAUGCUAUCUGGAUGGCACCAAAGCGAGGGGGGAAAGCUUUUAGCUCAAUAUGUUGCUUGGCUUGUGUCACAAAAGCACCUCAUUGUCCUCCCGGCUUCUCUGUAGCCUCUCGUGCUCUGCUCCAUCAGGUUAGGAUUUGAUGUUUCAGACUCAAUUUGGAUUAGCACCCUCUCUCAUGUUGAGAGUGGCAACAGUGAAACAAAGUGCCGUGAAAUGUGAACGAUCCCUUAUAGUUUCUUUUACAAACAAUCAUCCAUAGCAUGCUCACUCAGCACUAGUUAAUUUUUUUCUCUGUAAUUAUCUCAAAAYGCAUCCCGGCCACAACAAGCGAUAAAACAUGACGUGUGUGCAAUCCAUCAGAACCGGACAUGAAAGAAAACUGCCUUGGGGUGGGCUUUUCCUCAAACCCCUCCCUCUCCCUUCMCUCCCAGCAGCUCCUUCUUUCUCUGUCUCUUUCUCUAGACUGCCUCUGUCGACUUGAUGAGCGUUCAUGAUGUUAACAAAUACUAGAUUUACAGUUCAGCAACCAGAGCUGACUGCUUUCUUAUUUUGUAAUUUAAAUUAAAGCGCCAAAUCAAAGCCCUAAAUCAAAGCUUGACUGGUUAAUUUACCUGUAUUUAUACUGUCUCUUUCUUCUUCUUUUUUUUUGCCAAAGUUCUCAUGUCUGGUUGAAUGUGGAUGUACUUUUAGCAUAUGCUGUGACAUAACCAGUGUUUUAUACGCUGAACGUUGGGGUAUGUGGGGACUCUUGAUGACACUAAGAUUAAUUUGCCAUUUCUUGUGACGUCUUUUUAUACACGCCGUUGGUAAACUUAUAAUGGUUUACUGAAACCUUCAUUUGAAAUGAUCUUUGCUGUUUUAUGACUCUGUAUUACCCCACUCCUCCCCCCAGCCCUCUUCACGAGCCUUCACCUUGUCAGCUUUGUGAAUCAUCUCUCCAGCUUGCCCUGUUUUGAUUUUGGAGAACGCCAAUGUCAGUGCAAAACUCCCAGAAGCAAAAUGUUUUGCUUGAUGUGGAGCAUUUCCUCUGGGAGACCCUACAAGUUCCUUUGAGGGAGCUAUGGCUGUGGUGACAGUCCAUAGUCUCUCCAUCAGUGUUCUAGCAGUGACGAAUGACAACUUUAGCAAAUCUGACAGUGCAGAAUCUCUCUGUGUCCUCCUAAAACGAGUGGCCAGGCGCUGCAAGUAAGGAGCCAUUUUAGCAAUGAUGUUUCACCUCAUUUAACUGUCUGACUUAAUGACAGAGUCCCUACCUCAACCUCAGUCAGCAAGUUUCAUGUAAAAAAAAAAAAAAUACAAAAAACUAUUUAAACAGUUAAUGGCAGUAAUAAGGGUUGGGGUUUGCAGGGAUAGAGUAUUGUACAAUGAUGUUCAAAAUGUAGUUGUGAUGAACACAAGUGCUUUCUAUCUUUCAGAAUCCUUAAUGUGUGUAGCAGACUUACAUGCUGUAUGUUUUCUCAAGUGUGGGAUUAAAAUCUACGAUAACAUGCAAAGUUCA